UCCCCCUCUACAUCUCUAUCAAACCCGUUUCUGUGUUCUAGGGUUCGAAGUUAGAUUCCGAUCAUAUCGCUUCUCCAUUUCGAUUCUCUCACCCACUCUCUAUAUUGUCUUCAUCUAAAUUUUCCAUUUUACUUUUCGGUUUUAAAAAAUCUCUGAUUAUAUUUAGGGUUACAGAUUUUUGUUUUCGAGUUCGCAUUUGAAUGCGAUUCAUAUCCGAAGGUGUUUGGCUUCAAAUGUUGUAUUGUGGUUUAAAUUAAUGGGGACGCGGUAGAAGUUUCAUUUCCCGAAGACUACAUUUGGGGAAUUCUCUCAUCAAUUGAGCGUCGAAUGUUUGCUUCCAGUAUGGAUACUGUGCGGGACACAGCUAGAACUGCGGGAACGUUGUUAAUCCCAAUGCGGUUUGUCUGGCCGUAUGGGGGAAGAAGUGUGUUUCUCAGCGGUUCUUUCACCAGGUGGUCGGAGCUUGUUCCUAUGACGCCUAUGGAGGGUUGUCCCACUGUUUUUCAGGCUAUUUACAGCUUAACCCCUGGAUAUCACCAGUAUAAAUUUUUUGUUGAUGGAGAAUGGCGUCAUGAUGAGCAACAGACUUGUGUUUCUGGGGAAUAUGGGGUUGUAAAUACUGUUCUAUUGGCUACAGAGCCUAGUUAUGCUGCUCCACUUGCCAGUCCAGAGAUGACUCCUGGAUCUAGCAUGGAUGUGGACAAUGAGGCCUUCCGUCGCUUGGUUCGAAUAAAUGAUGGACGAUUGUCUGAGGCUGUGCAUAGUAUAUCAGAGGCUGAUCUGCAGUGCUCUCGUCACCGCAUAUCUGCUUUCUUGUCCACGCAUACUGUUUACGAGUUGCUCCCGGAGUCAGGCAAGGUUGUAGCUUUGGACAUUGACUUACCUGUGAAGCAAGCUUUUCAUAUAUUGCAUGAGCAGGGUAUUCCAACAGCUCCUCUUUGGGAUUUCAGCAAGGGGCAAUUUGUUGGAGUUCUCAGUGCUUCAGAUUUUAUUUUAAUAUUAAAAGAACUUGGGAAGCGUGGCUCAAACCUAACGGAGGAAGAGCUUGAAACACAUACCAUAUCUGCUUGGAAAGAGGGUAAAGCAUAUUUGAAUGGUCGAGUGGAUGGACAAGGAAGGUUUUUGUCAAGACAGUUCAUUCACGCUGAACCAUUUGAUAAUUUGAAAGAUGUUGCUUUAAAGAUCUUGCAAAAUCAGGUGGCUACUGUUCCCAUAAUUCAUUCGUCUGCAGAAGAUGGUUCAUUUCCACAAUUGUUGCAUCUUGCUUCACUUUCUGGAAUACUAAAAUGUAUCUGCAGGUACUUUCGGCAUUGUUCCAGCUUGUUGCCUGUGCUUCAACUGCCAAUUUUUGCGAUCCCAGUUGGUACGUGGGUCCCAAAAAUUGGAGAAUCAAACGGAAGGCCAUUAGCUAUGUUGAGACCUAGUGCUUCUCUUAGCUCAGCGUUAAACUUACUGAUUCAAGCUCAAGUUAGUUCAAUACCCAUAGUUGAUGACAACGAUUCAUUGCUGGAUGUAUAUUGCCGGAGUGAUAUAACAGCUCUUGCAAAGGACAGAGCUUAUACACACAUUAAUCUUGAUGAAAUGACCAUUCAUCAGGCAUUGCAACUUGGACAAGAUUCUUUCUCUCUUUAUGAGCCACGAAGUCAACGAUGUCAGAUGUGCUUGCGUUCCGACUCGUUGCAUAAAGUGAUGGAUCGUUUAGCAAACCCAGGUGUUCGGCGGCUUGUAAUUGUGGAAGCUGGCAGCAAACGAGUAGAAGGGAUUAUUUCGCUAAGCGACAUAUUCAAGUUCUUGCUUGGUUAGGUGAACCCUUUGACGAUCCAGAGGGGUUUGUGCAAAAGGACAGCGUAAAGGAGGAGGAAGAAUUGUACACUAUCCAUCUGCAUAGUUGUUAGUGAUGGGGAAGGACUCUCUUCUCUUCAUUUGGUUGGGUCUUAGCCUCUCAAUUCUAUCGCCUGGCUUUUGGAGGAAUUUUAGGGCGGAGUGGAGAAGAAAAAAAAGGCCACAGUAAAAAAAGAAAAAAAAAAGUAAAAAAAAAAAAGUACAAUUGGGAGGAACUUGAAUAGCAUUCAAAUUUCUCAACUCCCCCUUUUUUCCAUUUAUUAUUAUUUAUCAGUUUAUUAAGAUGCCUUUGCCUUUGCCUUUGCCUGCUACUAAUGUAGAUUAUUGGAGAUGAUGAUGGUGAUGAUGUUGGGGAUUUAUUGUUACCAACCUCUGUUCUUUCCUAAAAAAGAAAAAGAAAAAAAAAAAAAGAGUUAUGUGCAGAGGGGAAAUUGGGAAUCCAAUUGAGGGGUGACACUUUGAAAGUUGUUAAUUCUGUGCUUUUUAUUAACACGUCAUUGACUUUUGUAUUC
This is a messenger RNA of Cucumis melo (muskmelon), 2354 nucleotides long. RefSeq names its product sucrose nonfermenting 4-like protein. The coding region runs from base 328 to 1803 and encodes 491 amino acids. NCBI's taxonomy places the organism in Eukaryota, Viridiplantae, Streptophyta, Magnoliopsida, Cucurbitales, Cucurbitaceae. The record is from RefSeq and is a predicted model, not a curated record. The transcript is spliced from 14 exons.